CACAAGUCUGCCAACAGAUGGCACUGCAGAGGGAUAACACUAAAAGGGGUCAAGGUCACUUUAGCAGCCUGCCAAAGAAAUGUUAUGGCUAUAUUGCUAAGGCAGAGAUGUGCUAGAAGUGUGCCUCAUUUAUGCACAAUGAGUUUAACUUACAGAUCCAUUGCUGUUAUUUGUAUGUUUUGGAUGUAGGUCAGGAAAGCAUGUAGAUGACCACAUGUAUGACACACCCCUGCUGUCCAGUAUCCAGCUGAAGAAUGACCACAAAGGGCUAGUGGCUUCUGUAGUACUGCCUGGACUAGACUUUGGAUCAAUCAAUAAAAGAACAAAGUUUAUGUCCCUAUUUUCUAUGAGUAACAACUUUGAACUAGCAAGAAUGCAGUCGAUGCAGGCAGCCAACUUUAUAGAGAUAGGAAAAAUGCUGAAAGAGAAUAAUCUUCUACAGUUCUUAAUUGCUGGCCAGUAUUACUUCUCUCCUGGAUUCUUUAUACCAUUUCCUAGAAACAUAGAGCAGCCCGUUUUAUAUCAGCACAGAGUGCACCACUUGGGGAAAUCUUCCUACAGUUUAUCAGGUCUGUGCAAGCUGCCAAAUAGUGAUGAAAGCAUUGCAGAGAUUGUCUGUUCAGUUGUGACUGUAGAUAAAUAUACUCGCAAAAGCAGCCCUCUCCCGGAUUGGUUCAGGACUCGUUUCCAUGACAACACUAAAGUUCCCCACCCAACUACCCUGAACCCAUUGAAAAGUAUUCCAGCUGAGGCAUUUUGUCAUGAUUUAACUGUAAGACCUAGUGAUACUGAUGAAAAUGGACAUACAAAUCAGGCUGUUUAUAUCAAAUACUGCAGCAAUACUAAAUACUUGGCUGCCACGUCCAACCUUCUGCCACCAAACUAUAUUGACAAUGAUCACAAGGUGAAGGUCAUUGACACCCUGUAUACCAGAGAGAGUUCAACUGGAGACAAGCUCAAGUGUUAUGUGUGGCAGGGAAAACCCAUGGUGCUGCACUUUCAGGUCCACAAAGAUUCCGAGCCAAUAUUCCACGCUAAUAUGGAGUUUGAUGGAACUGUGACAUCUAAUCUGUGAACUUAAGCAAGUCUACUAAAAUUAUGUAUCAGUUAUUAUAGUGAAACACAAUGCAGCCAUGUUGCAACCAAAGCACAAGACUUCAGGGUCAGUCAUGAUUCAUAAGAAGUCUAUGCAAAUACAUGAAUUCUGUGAACCUGUGACGUCAAGUUUUUAAACUAUUUGUUAUAUUUUAGAACUCAUUUUUAUCACUGAAUAGUAAACAACAAAUGUAUAUAUUUCUUUAAAAGUCAAGUUGUCAAAGUAAUGAUGACAAUGAAUUCAAAGAAUCUGUGAAGUGAAGUCUGCACUCUAAAUAUGAUAACACUAAAUAUAGACCUGCUUUUUAUUAACAGAAGUGCAAAAGGCCCCUGUUUAGGAAGGGCUAUCACUACCCUCAUUACAAUUAAAUAGUGCAUAGGAUGUAAUGUUUCUAUUACAACUAAUUUCUACAAGCUUCAAGUGUGGUUUGGUUUGGCCCAUCCAAACAGAUCUGACAACCUGACACACAGGUGUGCCUGUCAAUGUUGAAGUCAGUGAGUGUUAAACAUAGCAUUAAAUGCUGCUAUAACCCUGCUCAUUUACAUGUACUACAUGGAGAUAACUGAUGUAAUUUACUUGCAUAAAUAAAUUAGUAACAGUGCUGAGAGGCUGCCUUUUUGUCUUUAGUUUUUGAAGUGAGCUGCCAUUAGAUCAUGUAUUCCUUACUCCCUAAUAUGGCAAGAAAAAGAGACAAGAAACAUAUCCAGAUUCACAUCACAGUCUAUUUCUUUU
Molecule: messenger RNA, 1828 nt
Organism: Lingula anatina
Lineage: Eukaryota; Metazoa; Brachiopoda; Lingulata; Lingulida; Lingulidae
Source: RefSeq, a predicted model, not a curated record